Molecule: messenger RNA, 2948 nt
Organism: Trematomus bernacchii (emerald rockcod)
Lineage: Eukaryota; Metazoa; Chordata; Actinopteri; Perciformes; Nototheniidae
Product: whirlin-like
Exons: 12
Coding region: 1-2901 (966 amino acids)
Biological process (GO): auditory receptor cell stereocilium organization; sensory perception of sound
Cellular component (GO): stereocilium tip; plasma membrane; stereocilia ankle link complex
Molecular function (GO): protein binding
Source: RefSeq, a predicted model, not a curated record
AUGAGCUCUGAUCUGGAGAGCGUUUCGCUCAACACACCGCUCUCCUCCACCGGCUCAGGCGGCCGGGCGCUCUCCGCGAACGUCCGGAGGCUCCACACCGCCCUGAACCUGCUGCUCAGCGGCCCGGAGAGAGAGCAGUUCAUCCACUGCCUCAAUGUGUACCACGCCAAGCGCAACGUCUUCGACCUGGUCCAAACUCUCAAAGUGAUUCUCAACACGAGCAGCAAACGCCAGCUGCUGCCCAUGCUGCGCCUGGUCAUCCCGAGGUCUGACCAGCUGCUGUUCGACCAGUACACGUCCGAGGGACUCUAUCUGAAGACGGAGCUUUCCUCCAGCAACGGCAGCGCGGAGGGCGACUCAACUCUGCAGAAAUAUGUCAGCUCCAUCCAGGAGCAGCCCCCCCCCUCCGGCUGUUCGGACGAGCUGUCGGCUUCCCUGGCCGCGCCGCUAUGCGAGGGUCCCUUUGGAGAGGUGCGCAAAGUCCUGCUGACACGCACCAGGAGCCACGAGGGUCUGGGCUUCAGUAUCCGUGGGGGGUCGGAGCACGGCGUGGGCAUCUACGUGUCCCUGGUGGAGCCGGGCUCGUCGGCCGAUAGAGAAGGACUCAGGAUCGGGGACCAGAUAGUGACCGUGAACGACCUGAUGUUCGACCGUGUGUCUCACGUAGAGGCGGUGCAGGUGCUCAAGGGAUGCAAGAAACUGGCCAUUACAGUGUGUUCCAUGGGUCGGAUCCCUGGGGGCUACAUCACCAACCAUGUGUACAGCUGGGUGGACCCUGAGGGCCGGAGCGUGUCCCCGCCCCCCGACAGCCACGAGGCCAACCAGAGGCCAGGACAGGGCAUGGAAGAGAGGAUGUGUAACCUAAACAUGGACGAUGGUCGCUCUCUGGGCCUAAUGAUCAGAGGUGGAGCAGAGUAUGGACUGGGGAUCUACAUCACUGGAGUGGACCCUGGAUCUGCUGCAGAUGCCUGUGCCCUAAAGGUGGGUGACCAGAUCCUGGAUGUCAACGGACAGAGCUUUGUAACCAUCUCCCACGAUGAGGCAGUUCACAUCCUCAAGACAGGACGCCACCUUCUAAUGAAAGUUAGGGAUGUAGGGCGUCUGCCUCAUGCACGCACAGUGGUGGACGAGACCAAAUGGAUCUGCAGUCAGGCCAUAGCUGAGACCAAUGCUACAGCUAACCCAAGUUAUCUCACCAACUCCCAUGUCAAUGCCGGCAUCCACGUCAACGUCAGUGCCUGCAGUUCAAGGCCAUCCUCUGCCAAAGCUACACUUGUAUUGGGAAAGCCUGCAGUAUACAGAGGUGUGGGCCCCCCAGGUGCUCAGGUGUCUCUGGAGCAGCAGGCCUACAUGCUGCUGACGGAGCCAGAGAGGCAGACCAUGGUCUACUACCUGCAGGAGUACCAGGAGGGACACAUAGGAGUGGAGCCGCUGACCAUGGCUCUCUGUGAGCUUUUUAACACACAUGCAAAGCUGUCCAUGCUGGCAGAUGUGAGAAGUCUGGUGGCUCCCCUGGACCUGGAGCUGUACGACAGGCUGGUGUUGCAUCGUGAGAGGGAAGCCCACCAGGCCUGGCAUGGAGGUCCGGGGGUCCUGCAUCCUCAGGGCUACUGCAACCAGAAUGCAGGACAUGGCCACCCUGCUAUGACUGACGGCUCUGUUGCUGGCUUGACAGAAAACAACCAGGAGGAGAACACUAAUGCCUUACAAAACAUGACAAUGGCUGAAAUGCGUGCUUCAGGUGAAUCUCCUACAUUAUCAAGAGAUGCCCCCCCCCAGGCUCACAGCAGACUGUCCAGGGACAAGGAGCCCAGCAGGAAGCCUCCAGCCCGCCGGGGGCAGCUCAGCUCCAGCCCCCUUCUCACUGGCCCAAUACGGCUGCUCCAGGAUUGCCUCUACAAGUCCCUCAAAUCCCUCCCCAGCACCCAGCAGUCUUUGCCCCCCUCUGCCCAACACACCUGUGCUGCUGCCAGCCACCACGCUUCCCUCAAUGCACUUAAUCACACAUGCCAGAGUUCCCUUCAAAUAUCUGACCCUGAACAAUACAACCACUCCAACUUCGCUCAUCCCUUCCACCAGCAUGGGGCCAGCAGCUGGCACAGCUCAGGACCCCACACCUGCCCCGGCCUCCUGCCCCCCCGGCAGUCCUCAGAGGCAUCUGUCAGGAUGGCUUGCAGAUCUAGCUCCUAUGAGAAGUCCUCCUACUUUGCAAAGUCAGCUAAUUCUUCAAAAGCUGCAUCUCCCAUGCAAUCCCCUCAUCUAUCACCUCGCCCCUCCCCAUGUCCCUCCCCCUGCCCCUCCCUCAUCACACCUGCUGCUCCAACCUGUAGUCCUGACCGGCCCUGCUCCCCCGCCCUCACCCACAAAGUCAUCCUGACCGACAUGAACUGGCUGUCUGCAGACUGCCGAACACAGCAAAGAGGGGCCACUCUCUCCCAGCUGUCAGACAGUGGCCAGACUCUGAGUGAGGACAGUGGGGUGGAUAUAGCCGAGGCAGGGGGCCUCAGUAAGGACGGCAGCCCUCGGCCCAGCAAGAACCCGCAGGGCCAUCUGGAAAAGCCAGGGGCCCAUGCCCCCCCUCCAGGAACCAGACAGUGUGGCUCACCAGUCCCAGUGCCGAACGCUACCUUGGUACGAGUGGUGAAGAAUUCAAACACCCUUGGCAUGGCUAUAGAGGGAGGAGCCAACACACGACAACCUUUGCCGCGCAUAGUCACAAUUCAGAAAGGAGGCUCAGCUGAUAACUGUGCGCAGCUGAAGGAGGGUCAGGUCAUCCUGGAGGUGGACGGCGUGUCCCUGAGAGGGCGGGAGCACAAAGAUGCUGCUCAGAUCAUCACUGAGGCCUUCAAGACCAAAGAGAAGGACCACAUCGACGUCUUGGUAGUGGAUCCAGGACUCUAGUAUGAGGACUUUGCACUUUAGAAAGACACCGUUUUACUGCUUUGAGU